Nothobranchius furzeri (turquoise killifish) is the source of this 3803-nucleotide messenger RNA. Lineage: Eukaryota; Metazoa; Chordata; Actinopteri; Cyprinodontiformes; Nothobranchiidae. The record is from RefSeq and is a predicted model, not a curated record.
AAAGAAAAAAAAGAGUGUUUUGACCGAACAUUUUGAUUUGUUUUUUAUACCCUAUUGGAGUUCAAUGCUGUUUUCAGUAACUGAGUUAUUGGCUUGUCCAUGGCGUUGACAUAAUAGGGACAUCCUUAUCGAUAAUCUGACUUUGUCGUCAACGUGCUACGCUGUUCUCUGCUUCAAAUACAUUUACAUUACUGCAAUAUACAGAAUGUACUGGUGCAUCUAGAAAUGACACUUUGAUAAGUGAGAAUAUACUGAGAAACACAAGAUGGUAUUUAUGGUAGAUGAUGUCAGCUGAGAAAAACAAACAUGUUGGAUUUUUAAAACCGAUCAAAAGAGUGUUGCUGUGACACUCAGCGUAAUGUGCAUGGAGCAUCUCUAAUAGUUUAAAUCAUAAUCUGAGAUGAUGGAGUUUGAUCACUUUGUAAAAAAUUCAUAAAAACCUGUUUGUCAGUCCCAAAAUUUUCACAAACAACUAUGUUGUAAUGGAGAGCUGAGCAAUGUUGUAGCUACUGCAGAUUUUAGAAAUUUAGAAGAGAAUAUCUCAAAAGAGACUUGAAUUCAAUUUUUUUAAUUCUUCAAAACAAGGGUUGACUUAGAUGUGUUUAUAAAACAUGUCACACGCUGCAUUGAUCAUGCUUCCUUUAUUAUCAAGGAUGAUAGUUAUAGUUUAUUUCAACCCUUGCAUAAGCCUUCCUGCAGUGCAUCGUUCGUGCCUGCAGCCACCAGCUCUUCUGUCAUUGGACGGCACACAAGUAUAUAUUGACGAGUCUGUUUAUGUUGCACAUGUGUCUCCCAGCUGCAGCAGGGGGAAUCGGUGCAUCUCCACUCACAGAAACGGCCUAAAUUUGUGUCAACCAGCUGCAGCACCAGUUUAUGAAGAACAAUUUCAGACCUGUUGGUUGGCAUCAAGACCAAAGUCUGAAAUGUGUGACCAUCAUGAAAAAGAGUACAAGCACAAAAAGACGCCCAAGUCUAAAUCUCAACACGUGAUGCAGCAUCAUUUGAACCAAGGACAUCGUCAUCACCAUGGUCAUAACACCGAUCCAGCAGAGGACACCACUGACCUUCAACCAAAUCACCAAAACCAGCAUGACUACAACAAGAAUCACCACCAUCACCGUGGCCAGCAUAAGAAAAACCAUCAUCAUGUUUCUGCUUUAGAAAGUACCAAUGGCUCCACAUCAACCUCAUCUUCUUCAUCACUGUCAUCUUCCUCCUCUUCCUCUUCUCUGACAACCUCCUCAUCCUCCUCCUCCUUUUCUACCUCUUCUAUGUCUUCCUCCUCUUCUAGCUUGUCCUCUGAGACCAGCAGUGAAUUUUCAGACAGAUACCAUCCCAGGAGACCCCAGCAUUCCCAGUCUUUUUCUGACAUCUCUGGGAAACACAAGUUCUUUGAAGAAGAUGAUGACACAGCUCCCCUGAUAAAUGCAAUAGGCAACAUAAAUAGGUCAUCUGCCAAACAGAAACGAGACAUGGGGAAGUCUUCCUCCAAUGGCCCUGCCAAGGGAGGCUUGACAAAUAAACAAACAAGCACAAAUCAACGGGGAACUGACGGAAGUUUCCGCAAAGCCAAAUCAAUGGAAGAUCUCCCAGCUGCUAAAGACGGCGUAGGGAGUGGAACAGGGGAUGGAGGUGACCAGGAGAACAGCACAAGUGAAGCCAAGAAGAAUUUUCGGAAAGAAAAAAUGAAAUUUUCUGCCUUCCUUAAUGAAAUUACUCGACAGGUUCUCAGCCCCAUGAGACUCACCUCUCUGGGGGUUACAGACGCACACAGUCCUGGGCAUGUGUCCCCCAGGUCCAGGGAGACAGACAGCAACACUGAUAGGCCAAGGCGGCGGAGAAGUCGGCCUGUGAGUCCAGGGUCUGUUUGCUCUAGCAAACACUCCCAUUCAAGCCGGCAUUCUCACUCUUCUCGACUAUCCUACUCUAAAUCUUUUCACCGCUACGGCCACCGUUAUUCACUUUCACCCACUCAUAUGAAGCAUAGGCCUAGAAACUCUCGCUCAUGGUCUCCAACUCCAGACCAUCAGUCCCAUUUGCCUUCUAGAAAGAAAUGCCAUAUUCACCACCCUAACCCAAGACAUCCCCAUCACCAUGGACACCACCACACUACAAAUCAUCAACAUGGACUCUCCCAUAGUCCUUCACACCAAGAUCAUCACAGUCCCCCGUAUUACAACACAUCACAUUCUCAUGAAGAAAAGCCCCACAAAGACCACUACAGCCAAGCUCAUCACCUUGACGAGCCCCGAGGUGGAAGUCAAUGUCAAGAUCAUCACUGUGGAUCUCAUCAUGACCAUGCUCAAACCCACAAAAAUAACUAUGAUCCAAGUUAUCCUUGUGGAGGCCACCACAUUAAACCACAUCAUCAUGAGGACCAUCACAGUUCAGGUCACCAUCAACACAACAAUCCGAAUUCAAGGCCGACAACACCAUGUCGCCAUGGACACCACAGCCCAACCGGUAACCAAGAAGAUCAUGUAACACACGAGCAUCAGCAUGGAGACCAUCACAGAGAGUCUCAUCAUCAUCAUCACCAAGGUAUUCACAAGACUGGACCUUCUCAUCUUUAUCAUCAGGACCAUCACCGUAGUCAAGGUCAUCAUCCACCUCACAGGGACCAGUCUACUGAAGCCAUGCCUCAAUAUGGAGUCCACAAAAAAACUCAUUACCUUCAUCAUAGACAUCUCCACAGUCCAAGCAAUCUGCAUCACUCUCAGCAUCACCACAGCAAGUCUCAGAAUGACUUGCAAGACCACCACAGUCCAGGUCAGUCCAGGUUUCUCCACGGAGACCACAGAGGGGAAUGCUUCACACAUUACAAUGAGAACCUUCAUAGAGACACUCAUCAUCACCACAGUGGAGACAAUCACCAUCAUCAUGGAGACCAUUCCAGCACAGGUCAUUCCCAUCACCAUGGAGACCAACACCAUGAGGGUCAUCACCAUCAUCGUGGAGACCGUCCCAGCACAGGCCACCAUCAUCACCACAGGAACCAGCACAGUUCAAGCCAUCGCUAUCACCAUGGAAACCAGCACAUGGAGGCCCAUCACCAUCUCCAUGAAGACUGUGAAGCUCCUCACCAUUGCUGUGGAGAUCAAUGCAGUCCAGGCCAUUAUUAUCACCAUGGGACCCAACAGAGCGAUGUUCAUCACCAUCACCAUGGAGACCAGCACAGUCCAGGUUUUCACCAUCACCACGGAGAACAACGAGGAGACAACCACAAAUCGUGUCAUGAACAUCUCUGUGGAGAUCAUAAGACAAGUCUUCACCCUGAAUCACACCAGAGUCCCGGCAAGCACAACAGGUAUGAGAACUGUCGGCCUGAUGACAAACACACUCGUGUAACUUCUAGCAUCAGUGUACCGUCACACCAAAAUCCUGUCAGCAAGGAUUCACCCAGCAGCACAAACAGCCUGUCAAAUCAAGAUGAGGAGCAGACCGCAUUCACUGGGCCACCAUCACAAGAGGUAUUUCUGUGUUUUUAUUCAUACAUUCACUCUGCCAUUACAGCUUGUUUACUGAGAAAAGAUCAACAAGUCUAAGUCUACAGCUGUCUGAGCAUUAUUAGGUUCAUUAACACAUUAUGUAACGAUGUUUCCCUCAUUUGUUUUGGCAUCGAUUUUGGCGAGUGCCUGCAUGUCAUAAUGGAAUAUAGAUCCUUUGCUAUGGAACAAUAGAUUAGCUAUGAUGCACAAGCCAAAAUGUGAUCAAUUUUCCACAACAGACAGAUUAAUUUGCAGUUCAUUAUUUAGUCUCUAGUCUUUCUAAUAAACAGAAAGAAAGUUUAAAUUUCAUUUAUU